Messenger RNA from Brettanomyces bruxellensis, 579 nucleotides. RefSeq names its product 37S ribosomal protein S12, mitochondrial (gene MRPS12). Gene Ontology annotation, molecular function: structural constituent of ribosome. Lineage: Eukaryota; Fungi; Ascomycota; Pichiomycetes; Pichiales; Pichiaceae. The coding region runs from base 1 to 579 and encodes 192 amino acids. The record is from RefSeq and is a predicted model, not a curated record. Gene Ontology annotation, biological process: translation. Gene Ontology annotation, cellular component: small ribosomal subunit; ribosome. The transcript has a single exon.
AUGUUUAGAGGUGUUUUCACUAGAGGAGCAUCGCUUUUUGGCUCUAUCUCUAAUGUCUCUUCUUCAAUACUCAAGUCGAAAAUGGUUAUGAACAAUGGAUUCAUCAACAUGGCUCAUCCAGUAAAUAACACAUAUGGGUCACAGAUAUUAAAGCCAUUUACAUCAUCUUUAUUUCAAAUAAGUCAGCAAAGGAAUGUGACUCUUAACCAGACACGAAGGGGAAAAGGAUACCAUAAGAAAAAGGCUAAUACGACUAAAUCACCCCAUCUUAAAGGAUGUCCUAUAAAGAAAGGUGUGAUCAUAAGAGUUAUGAUAUUAAAGCCAAAGAAGCCUAAUUCGGCACAGCGUAAAGCGGCCAGAGUCAGAUUGUCCAAUGGUGAAGUUGUGUCUGCUUAUAUUCCAGGUAUAGGUCACAAUGCACAAGAACAUUCUGUGGUGUAUGUUAGAGGUGGAAGAUCGCAAGAUUUGCCUGGUGUCAAAUACCAUUUAAUAAGAGGAGCAAUGGACUUGGCUGGUGUCGCUAAUAGAGUUACAUCUAGGUCGAAGUACGGAGUUAAAAAGCCUCAAAAGAAAGAGUAG